Molecule: messenger RNA, 1087 nt
Organism: Nicotiana tabacum (common tobacco)
Lineage: Eukaryota; Viridiplantae; Streptophyta; Magnoliopsida; Solanales; Solanaceae
Product: putative serine/threonine-protein kinase WNK11
Biological process (GO): protein phosphorylation
Molecular function (GO): protein kinase activity; ATP binding
Source: RefSeq, a predicted model, not a curated record
CGUAGACUUGUGGUUUACUUGAAUUAUCUAUAAAUAACAACAGGCUUUCCAUUUUAUUUGUCAUUGAUCCUCUCCAUUACUCUACCUCUCCAUUUUGCCAAAGAGCUUAAAAUGCCAUCUGCAAGUUCUGAUCCAACUGAUGAAGAGAGGGAGCCAUUUGCUGAGGUUGAUCCAUCCGGGAGGUUCGGCCGAUACCCCGAGUUGCUAGGCCAUGGUGCAGUGAAGAAAGUAUACAGGGCAUUUGACCUAGAAGAAGGCAGAGAUGUGGCCUGGAAUCAGAUUAAGUUGAGCAAAUUCAGUGACACGCCUUAUAUCAUCGAUAAAAUCCAUUCGGAGAUUGCACUAUUGAAGAACUUGAAGAAUGAUAACAUAAUAGUACUAUAUCAUGUCUGGAAAGACAAUGAACAUAACAUCCUCAAUUUCAUUACUGAGGAAUGUGCCUCAGGUAAUUUGAGGGAUUAUAGGAAAAAGCAUCGUCACGUUUCGAUUAAGGCGUUGAAGAAGUGGUCUAGACAAAUACUACAGGGCUUGGAUUAUUUACACACUCAUGACCCUUGUGUUAUUCAUAGAGACCUCAAUUGCAGUAACAUCUUUAUCAAUGGGAAUGUUGGAAAGGUAAAGAUCGGUGAUCUUGGCUUGGCAACGAUUGUCGGGAAGAACCAUGCAGCACAUACGUUGCUCGGGACACCAGAAUAUAUGGCACCAGAACUAUAUGAAGAAAACUAUACAGAGUUGGUGGAUAUAUACUCAUUUGGAAUGUGUUUGCUAGAAAUGGCUACUAUGGAAAUACCAUAUAGUGAAUGUGACAGUAUAGCUAAGUUAUACAGGAAGGUUACAUCUGGAAUUAGGCCUCAAGCUUUUAACAAAUUGAGUGAUCCAGAAUUGAAGGCUUUCAUUGAAAGGUGCAUUGGGAAACCAAGAGCAAGACCAUCUGCUGCUGAGUUGCUCAAGGAUCCAUUCCUUUCUGAUGUUGUUAAAUAUGACAAUGAUCUCAAUUAAUAAUGCCCUUUGUUCAAACAUCUUUGUAUAACUCAAGAUUAUUCAGGAAAUCAUUUCUUAACUCGGUUAUCCAUUUUUUCAUAGAUAA